Nicotiana attenuata is the source of this 1639-nucleotide messenger RNA. Its product is annotated as serine/threonine-protein phosphatase PP2A-2 catalytic subunit. Gene Ontology annotation, molecular function: protein serine/threonine phosphatase activity. Lineage: Eukaryota; Viridiplantae; Streptophyta; Magnoliopsida; Solanales; Solanaceae. The coding region runs from base 362 to 1282 and encodes 306 amino acids. The record is from RefSeq and is a predicted model, not a curated record. The transcript has 6 exons. Gene Ontology annotation, cellular component: cytoplasm. Gene Ontology annotation, biological process: peptidyl-serine dephosphorylation; mitotic cell cycle.
AAAUCCAAAUACAAAACCCAAGUUAUCUUGUCUGAUAUAUAUAUACAGCUAUUAUUGUAUUUAAGAAAGUUUUUGCUGCAUUUUCAGAGAGAGAGAGAGAGGAAAUGGAGAUCAAUAUCAGAAUUAGCAGAUGAUUUGGAGAUUCAAACCCUAGUUCUUUCCACUUUUAUCGAUAUUCAAUCUCUUUGUAUUUUAGUUUUUUUCCUGCUUAAUUUUAAUUUUCGCUACGUAUUUUUCAUUUGAUUGAUAUCAGCUGGAUAUUCAAUCUUCGAUCGGUUCGAUUCUCUGAUCGGUCGGCGUGAGAGUUUCAGAUCGGAGACGAAAGCUCUGUAUAAAUCUCUAGAAAAUUCUAGAGAAAAAAAUGCCGUCGCAUGGAGAUCUAGAUCGGCAAAUCGCACAAUUGAUGGAGUGCAAGCCGCUAUCAGAAGCGGAGGUGAAAACGCUGUGUGAUCAAGCGAGGGCUAUACUUGUAGAGGAAUGGAAUGUUCAGCCGGUGAAAUGUCCGGUGACUGUUUGCGGCGAUAUUCAUGGACAGUUUUACGAUCUCAUUGAGCUCUUUCGGAUUGGCGGCAACGCUCCUGAUACUAAUUAUCUCUUCAUGGGCGAUUAUGUUGACCGUGGAUACUAUUCAGUGGAGACUGUCACACUUUUGGUUGCUCUCAAAGUCCGUUAUAGAGACAGAAUCACAAUUCUUAGGGGAAAUCAUGAAAGCCGGCAAAUCACUCAAGUGUAUGGGUUUUACGAUGAAUGCUUGAGGAAAUAUGGCAAUGCGAACAUUUGGAAGUAUUUCACUGAUCUUUUUGAUUAUCUACCACUGACAGCACUUAUUGAGAGUCAGAUAUUCUGUUUGCAUGGAGGACUCUCACCUUCUCUGGAUACACUGGAUAAUAUCCGAUCGCUGGACCGCAUACAAGAGGUUCCACAUGAAGGGCCAAUGUGUGAUCUUUUGUGGUCUGAUCCAGAUGAUCGGUGUGGUUGGGGAAUAUCACCUCGAGGGGCUGGUUACACCUUUGGACAGGAUAUAGCAUCUCAAUUCAAUCACACCAAUGGUCUCACACUGAUUUCUAGAGCUCAUCAGCUAGUCAUGGAGGGUUUUAAUUGGUGUCAGGAUAAGAAUGUUGUGACAGUAUUUAGUGCUCCAAACUAUUGUUACCGGUGUGGUAAUAUGGCUGCCAUCCUAGAAAUAGGCGAAAACAUGGAGCAGAAUUUCCUUCAGUUUGACCCAGCUCCUCGGCAGAUAGAGCCUGACACCACACGGAAGACUCCAGAUUACUUUUUGUGAUCCCAAUACUUGCACUGAUUGCCUGCAGGUAUGUUUAACAAGACGAGUUUUGCUGGUUGAGUGUUCUCGGCAUCAUUCUUUUGUUUGGAGCUUGACUACCUAUGCCAGAUGCUCAUCAGAGUUGACAAAACGCCUUAAUUGGCUUUUCAUGUAUAUUUUCCCAAAAGGAAUCAACAUGCUCUGUAAUUUUGAAAUUUACCGUAAAAAGCAGGGGGGUUUCUCCCAAAGUUGAAGUACCAACUCGUAGGCAUUUGUUCGUACCUUUAGUCUUCUGUAGUCGUUUUAGACACAAGAUACUUUUCACUUGGUUUCUAUUAGGAUCAUGUUUUAAAUUUAUUCUAAUGAUUACUUUCCAAA